This is a messenger RNA of Frieseomelitta varia, 2169 nucleotides long. RefSeq names its product arylphorin subunit alpha-like (gene Hex70a). NCBI's taxonomy places the organism in Eukaryota, Metazoa, Arthropoda, Insecta, Hymenoptera, Apidae. The transcript is spliced from 6 exons. Bases 53 to 2086 code for a protein of 677 amino acids. The record is from RefSeq and is a predicted model, not a curated record.
GCGCGCUGGGCAUUUGCGUUCUGGGGAUCCGCGGUUUCCGACUUUUGAAAAUAUGUUGUUACCGUCGCGGCUGUGGCUGCUGGGACUGCUGGCUUGCAGUUUGGUCAGUGCAGAAUAUUACAACACGAGAACCGCCGACAAGGACUAUCUGUUGAAGCAGAAGAAGGUCUACAAUCUCCUUUAUCACGUCUCCCAACCAGCUGAAAUCAACUAUACGUGGUACGAGGAGGGUCAAAAAUGGGACAUCGAGGCGAACAUCGAUUUGUACGAUGCGGCCGCAGUGAAGGAGUUUCUGUACAUGUACAAAAACAGGAUGCUACCGCGAGGAGAAACGUUCUCAAUUUUCUAUCCUCCUCUCCUUAAAGAAAUGAUGGCUCUGUUCAGACUGUUCUACUACGCGAACGACUUCGAAACAUUCUACAAAACAGCUCUCUGGGCGAGGAACAACAUGAACGAGGCCGAAUAUGUGUUGGCCCUCUAUAACGCUGUGAUCAGAAGACCGGAUACCCAGUACAUUCAGCUGCCACCCCCGUACGAACUGUAUCCGCAUUAUUUCUUUAAUUUGGAAGUAAUGGAGAAAGCCCAACACGCGUCACUGUUUGGCCUUCGUGAAACAAGCGGAGAAUAUAAGGCGUACAUACUCCCGGCAAACUAUUCUGGCUGGUACCUGAACCGCGACUACUACCUUGAAAACAAAUUGAAUUACUUCACCGAAGACAUCGGCCUGAAUAGUUACUACUUCUUCUUCCGACUGGCGUACCCAUUCUGGAUGCCCUCUUCCGAAUUUGGUUUGAGUGAUUCGCUCCGCGGAGCUGAAUAUUUGUACGGGCACCAACAACUGAUGAACAGAUACUAUCUGGAGAGACUCGCGAACGACUUGCCAAAACUGGAGGAUUUCGACUGGCAGAAAUCAUUCUAUGCCGGUUACUAUCCCACCAUAAUUCAUAAAAAUGGAAUGCCGUUCCCUCAGAGGCCGGAGUGGAGCAACUUCCCUGUCUACAAAUACAAAUACGUCAAAGAUAUCAUAGACAGAGAAUCGAGACUGACGGCUGCGAUUGAUGCUGGUUAUGUAUUUGGUAACGGUAGCAAGUGGUAUAACGUUUACAACGAGGAAGGCUUGAACAUUCUUGGAAACAUAAUUGAAGGGAACGCUGAUUCCUACAACCGUAAAUUUUACGGUAGUAUUGAUAGCCUUGGUAGAAAAAUCCUGGGUUAUAAUCUGGAACCAUCAGGCAAGUACAGAAUCUUUCCCAGUGUGUUAGAAAUUUUCCUUACUUCUAUGAGAGAUCCAGCCUUCUACCGUCUGUAUAAGAGAAUAAUGGAUCUUUACUACAGGUACAAAAUGCGUCAGGCACCAUACUCCAGAGAUGAACUCAUCUACCCCAAUCUGAAGAUCGAGUCUUUCUCCAUUGAUAAGCUCAUUACAUACUUUGACCAAUUUGACAUAACAAUAAACAAUGGCCUAUUUAUAAAUGAAAACGACAAAAUGUCACUAGUUAAAGUCAGACAGUAUCGUCUGAAUCACAAACCAUUCAAUUUCCACAUUACCAUCAAUUCUGAUAAACCAAUGAAGGCAGCUAUCAGAAUAUUCCUUGGACCGAAAUACGACUCACACCACAGACUGUACGAACUACCAGAAAAUCUUAAAUAUUUCUACGAAAUUGACAACUGGAUCCUCGACUUGAAUGCUGGCCUGAAUAAAAUUUCACGCAACAGUCAGGACUGUUUCUUCACGAUACCAGAUCAGGAACCAAGUGAAAUAUUCUACAGCAAGCUCAUGGAGUCUCUCUAUGGUGACAAACCAUUCAAUUACAAUGAAAGACUCUUCGGAUUCCCAGAAAGACUGUUAUUACCAAGGGGUAAGAAGGAAGGGAUGCCAUUACAAUUGUUCUUGUAUAUCAGCCCAGUUUCCUCGGAAUACCAAUACAUGUCCAGAAUAUGGGGUAACUACAAAUUCGACAACAGACCAUUUGGUUUCCCAUUAGAUAAACCCCUCGAUGGUCUCAACUACAAUGGGCCUAAUAUGUUAUUCAAAGAUAUUCUCAUUUACCACAAAGACGAAUUUGACAUGAAUAUCAUUUAUUAAUUGCUCUCUUGUUACACUUGUAUCUCCUGCAUUUAUUUUUAUAAUAUUCAUAAUUUUGUAAUAAAUAUCUCUUCCUUUAUCUU